Molecule: messenger RNA, 1449 nt
Organism: Raphanus sativus (radish)
Lineage: Eukaryota; Viridiplantae; Streptophyta; Magnoliopsida; Brassicales; Brassicaceae
Product: crossover junction endonuclease MUS81-like
Exons: 6
Coding region: 433-1281 (282 amino acids)
Biological process (GO): DNA catabolic process; mitotic intra-S DNA damage checkpoint signaling; double-strand break repair via break-induced replication
Cellular component (GO): Holliday junction resolvase complex; nucleus
Molecular function (GO): crossover junction DNA endonuclease activity; DNA binding; 3'-flap endonuclease activity
Source: RefSeq, a predicted model, not a curated record
UUUUUUUCAUCUCUUUGUUUUGAGUUUUCUCUCAAUUCUGCUGGUGUGUAAUAUCCAGCUUGGGAUCUCUGGUUUAGUGUGUAAUAUCUAGACCAGUGUCCUUGGAGUAUCAGGAGGCGAGCCAUCUCUCUUGUGUCCCACAUCAAUCCACAAGCCUUGAUACAGAUCGAGUCUUUGAUUCUCUGUUUGCAAGGAUUAUCUCUGUGAUCCAUCCUAGACACCAAGCAGGGUGAUCCUGUGUCUGUGGAGCAGAAAAACAUCUUUAGAGCAUCCCAUAGCUCUGAGGAGAAGACCAUAUCCAUCAUCAUUCAUCUACCCACGCCCCUUCAAGUGAUCCAGGGAGAGACAGUCAUUCCAGGGCUGCACCACUGUAUCUUUUAUGACCAUCAGCAACUGGAUCGGUGAUUAAGACUACUUGCUCUUUAAUGUUUCAUGGUUACACAGUUAGCUUCAGGUGGAACUAUAAAUGCUCCACGCCUUCCUCCCCUUACAUUUGGAGAGAAGUUUGAGGAAGUAUAUCAAGUGAUCAUGAUUCUGGAUGAUCGAGAACAGUUUGCAACUAAUGGGAAAAAAAUUGAAAACAUAUGCUCUAGAUACGAGAUCAAGAUUGAGGUUAGAAGAUUACCAGUUGGGGAUUGUAUCUGGAUUGCUCGUCAUAAGUAUCUUGGAACUGAGUAUGUUCUGGACUUUAUUGUUGAGAGAAAAAGCGUUGAUGAUAUGCGCUCAUCAAUCAUAGAUGGUCGCUACAGAGACCAAAAACUUAGACUUCAGAGAUCAGGACUCAGGAAGCUGAUGUACAUUCUUGAAGGGGAUCCAAACCAGUCUGAAGCAGCAGAAAUCAUCAAAACGGCUUGUUUCACGACGGAGAUUCUAGAUGGAUUUGAUGUGUUAAGGUCAAGUGGGCUUAAAGAUACGCUAAGAAAUUAUAGUGAUCUCACUAAAUCAAUACACCAAUACUACAAGUCACGGGUGAAUGGUGACCAGAACAAAGUUGUGGCCUCGUGCCCUUCUUUUGAUAGUUUUGUGAAAAGGUGUCAAGACCUUGAGAAAAUGACGGUCAGCGAUGUGUUUGCCAUUCAGCUCAUGCAGGUCCCUCAAGUAACGGAGGAAAUUGCUAUAGCUGUUGUUGAUAUGUUCCCGACACUUGUGUCUCUUGCUUCUGCUUAUUCUAAUCUAGAUGGGAAUAAGCGGGCGCAAGAAGAGAUGUUGAGGAACCGAAGCAAGAAUGUAAUAUGUGGAACAGCUAGUAAGAAUAUAUUCAAACUAGUUUGGAGUGAAUGACUUCUACACCCUCUGAGUUUGUCCUUUUGACCUUUUUUGUCUGUCUAUUGAGAGAGAGAGAGAGUUAUGAAACUGAUUAGCUGUUUCGCUUAAGUGACAUUGAUCCUACUUACACUAUCUACUUUUGUCAAUACGCUGAUCCAUAUAACUAUAUAAGUUUAGCUUUUG